AUGGAACUGGUCCAAGCCUCCCACCUCUUCCACCGAACUGCAGCAACUCGAAGCCCUUUUAUCUUUGAUCUCACGUGGCUGACAAACUCUAGUGACACCUGGACAUGGAAGCUUGACCCUUCUGGAUCCUUUACCACCAAGUCUAUGCGAUGUUGUCUCCAAAAUGCAACUUUUGGACCGAAAACCUGGCCUUUUCCAUGGAACCGCUUGGCACCUCUCAAAGUAAAUAUCCUGGGAUGGCGUAUUGAACAAAACCGCCUACCUAUAAAAGAUUUGCUUCUUCAACGAAACAUUGCUGUCACCUCCCCAUCCUGCCCCAUUUGUAAUAACCAUGACGAGACGGUUGCUCAUCUGUUCCUGCACUGCCAACUUGCUGACUCUCUAUGGACAUUUCUUUCCUUAUGGUGCCGCCUCCCCUUACCAAAGCCUUCUAAUCUCAGAGAGCUUUUCGAUUUACACACGACGGCUGAAAUUGAUACAAGGAAGAAGAAGUUUGUUAACCUUGUUGUUCUCGCCUACUGCUGGAUUCUGUGGAAGACCCGGAAUGAUUUGGUUUUCAACAAUAAAGUUCCAUCUCUUCGCUAUGCAAUUAAAGAACUCAAAUCCCUCAGUUUCCUCUGGAUUGCUCAUAGGUCACCAAAUAAUACCAUCGAUUGGCAUAAGUGGAACUCCUUCAUUUUCUAG
Messenger RNA from Erigeron canadensis, 684 nucleotides. RefSeq lists its product as uncharacterized. Bases 1 to 684 code for a protein of 227 amino acids. Lineage: Eukaryota; Viridiplantae; Streptophyta; Magnoliopsida; Asterales; Asteraceae. The transcript has a single exon. The record is from RefSeq and is a predicted model, not a curated record.